UGGAGCUCAAAUUUGGGGGCCAGCAUGCAAAGCUGCACUCAGCCCUUUGAACAUCUCUCCACCUCCUCGACAAGCUGUCAGAGGCUGCCACGGGUCUGUAUGCACCAGCAGUCUCUGCAAAGUAGGUGAAGCAGAGGAAAGAACUUCCCAACAAAUGACUUCAGAAAAUCCUUGAAGAUGGAGCGAAAAGUUUCAUAUCUAAAUAUCCCAAUGUUAGCAAGACACAAGGCCCGUCCCGCCUCUUCAUCAGAUCCCUGCUCCAGCCUACAGCGGGUGUUGAGUCAUGGAUGGGAGCAGGAAUUGUGGCUUUUUCUUUCUUGUCACCUGAGUCAGCCUUCAGGCCUGACUGCCCCUACUGGCUUCUCCUGUGUGCCUGUGUUACCACCAGACUCCCUGGUCCCUCUGCCCCAAGGCAUUUCCUCUGACACUUGCUUCCUCUGAGCUCAGGAACUGCUUCCUCUGCUAUUCCUGUCCACAGACCACCUGCAUCUCCUUCAGCCCCUGCUGUCCCUGGCUUGGCACUGUCAGCCUUUCCACAUAGCCUCCUCCCAGAAAGAUGUUUCAAAAUGGUGGGACUUGAAAUUCCUGUUUCUGUGUUUUCUUGGGUUUGCUGUUAAUCCUGUCACUUUUUCUUUUUUUCCUUUUUUUGGGUCACACCCAGCGAUGCACAGGGGUUACUCCUGGCUCAUGCACUCAGGAAUUACUCCUGGCGGUGCUCCGGGGACCAUAUGGGAAUCGAACCCAGGUCAAUCGCAUGCAAGGCAAACGCUCUACCCGCUGUGCUAUCACUCUAGCCCAAUCCUGUCACAUUUUUUAAACAAUGGAAUAAAUGUACAUAAAUACAUAAGUAAGACCGUACCUGUAUUGAGAUCCCAAGCCCUAUGCAAAGGUAGCACUUUCACAUGGAGGCUGGCUGGGAGCAAGCACAGGGGUAAGGUACUUGCCUGCAUGAGGCUGAUCCUGGUCCAAAACCCGGCACCACCUGCUUUCCCAAACACUGCCAGGAGUUGACCCUUGAGCACAGAGCCAGGAUAACCUCCAGCACCACCGGGUGUGGCCCCCAAACCACAAAAUCCCCUCUGAGCUUAAGUCUUGAGGCGGCCAGACACACUCACUGGGCAGUGCUGCCCUCAUGGCCAUGCUAAGGGCAGCCCCUGCUGCUCGAAGUUUCUUUGCCACACUGGCCGGUUGCUGGUGCUACCACCUGCUCUGGUUACUGCAGACAUGAGAGAGGCCAAGCAGCUAACAGAAUAGAAGAGAAGCAGCUGUUUCCUGAACAGGCUUUCAGGAAGAUUCCCAAAGACCUCGGCACGGAGAGCUGCAGCCAUGGGCAGUAAAGGGGCGCUGCCAGUCUGCACACCAAGCAGCCUCCUCCAUAGCCCAGACCAGCCCAAAGCCCCCAGAACCAGGCCCUCCUUCCUCCAGGUGUCAGCUUCUGCAGCUCCCCACCUACCCACAGAACUCACAGUGCUCCUCCCAGGAGGGGGACACGGGGUCCCCAUGAGUGUGGGGAAGCAGCAGUUGUGGGAGCAUCUGGGGGAGACUUCUGAGCGGUGUUCAGCGCUUAGUCCUGGCUCCGCGUUUAGGGAUACCCACUCCGGAUGGUGACCAACCGAGCCGGAGUCCACCGAUGCAAGGCCAGCCCUCGCUCUGCUGUGCUUUCACUUAAGCUACAGACAGUGGACUGGCUUAUUUAAAAAUAAAAUUUUCUUGUGAGGGCCCUUCCAAGCAGUGUUUUGGGACCCCAGGGCCCUUCCAGUGAUAGCUGGUCAGGCGGGCUGUAGUCUUGUGCUUCUGCCUGGUGACAGAACUGCUGGGGCUGCUGGUGUUGGGGUCCCUGGGAGUCACGGCGCUAAGAACAGAACUCAGCUCUCCUGGCCCAACAAGUAGGUUUUUCUUUCUUGGGUGAAGCAGCUCUGAAAGAUCAAGAUUCCGCCUAUUAAGUUCUGGUCAGUAUGCCACCUUCACUUGGUGUUUCUGAAGGUGAAAGUUACCUGUGAGUUUAUUUCUGCACAGGCGCCAUCACUGCCCACAUGGAACCACAAAAAUCUAUGAAAACACCGGCAAGUUCUGUCCCAUGACAGAGUACUUGGAAAAGUACCCCUCCUACGGCACUGUGGCCCCACCCCAGAGUCUCAAACCCAGGUCAGACUACCGCCCUUAUGAAAUCACCAGGCCACCUCGACACAUGCCAGAAGAGUAUCAACCAAAAGCAGGGAGUGUGGAUCAUGACACCACCUACAAGCGGGAUUUUAAUCCCCACCAGGUGCAGCCCAUGGUGAUUGUGUGGCCCACGGAGAGGCCACCAGAAAAGCAAGGGAAGCUAGACACUGUCCCCACCUAUAAAGACGACUACCGGGUCUGGGCCGUUCCGAGGCGUGAGCUGCACAAACUGGAGCACGUGUACCAGCCCCCGAUGGUGCAGUUUGGGAACCCUACCACCUCCCAGGAUGAUUUCAUCCCCCACGAGAUUGUGCUGCAGCAGAGCUGCAGACCCCAUGAGGGGCUGCUGUGCCCCACUGCCCCUUUCAGUGGUGACACCAGCCAUCGCCGGGACUACGUACCCCACGAGCUGCCCCCGCGGUUUGUGAGGCCCAAGGGCGAGUACAAGGCAGCCAGCCAGCCUAUGGAGAGCCUCACCACUCACCGCGGGGCCUUCCAGGGCCUCACAGGCCAGGCAGCCAGGCUCUGCAGACCUGCAGAGCCCAGGGCCAGCCCCAAGGCCCGCUUUGCAGGAACCACGGAGUUCCGGGAGAGUUUCCCUCCCUGGGAGAUGGUGCCCCCCAAGAACAGGGUGGUGUCAGAGUACGUGCCCCCUUUGGGCACCAUGCAACUGGCCAGCACCAGCCACGUAGACUACAUCCCCCACCAAGCCACACGUGUGCUCCCUGCCAAGCCUGUGCCUCACCACAGCAGCAGCCCCGGGCCCUUCCAGGGGAUAAGCACCACCCACGACCACUUCCCUGCCUGGCAGGUCAGCCGCCAGGGACCUGUGCGGCCGCAGCAGCCGCUCCCGGGCCUGUCUGGGAAGUUCGAGGGCCUGAGCACAUUCAGGUCCCACUAUGUGCCACAUGCCCUGGUCCCCACUCUGAGCUGCAGGCCCGCACAGGCCCCCGCACACAGUAAGGCACCCUUCCACGCGGUGACCAUGUACUCCACUGAAUUUGUGCCCAAGCAGCAGGUGGUGUGCCCAGCUAGCUUUCCCUCUCCUCCAGGCUACCUUUUUGCUAACGUAGACUCCCGGGGCCACCGUUUUUUCCACAGGCUGCCCCCUACAGUGGAGGCCUACUGAGGGCCAGCAGCCACCCACAGAAGGGAGUGGGCAGCUCUCUGGAGCAAACCCGGUUCCAGGUGAGCGGUAAUGAAAGCCUAAAGUACCUUUUGACGUUUAGACAAGCAAAUAGGCUGUCCUCACAGGAAGUCAGUACCUCAGACACGUCUGGUACCCACACUGUUCUUUAAGAGGCUCUUGUGAAAGGUGCUGUAGCUCCUUUAAUCUAGGUUUUCCCUUCUUUUGUUGGAGGGGUCUCAAGGGGGGUUGGGGCCGCCAUACCAGCGGUGCUCAGGGCUUACUCCUGGCUCUGCACUUAGGGAUCACUCCUGGUAGUGCUCGGAUGCGCAUAAAUGCUGCUGGGGAUCCAACCAGGGUCGACCUCAGGCAAGUCAACCUGAUCUCUGUUACUCUCCAGCCUCACUAACCUCUGCAUCCCUGACAGGCCUGUGGCCGGCCAGCAUCCUCCCACGGCUCCAUUUGUGAGUGUGGCGAGAACAGAGGCAGCCGUACACUGGCUGUCAUUUCUCGAGUGCAAAGAAAAGUCUAGAAACCAACUUGGUCUCUCGGCUCCUCACAGGGGUCAGGGCCACACAAAGCUGGGUGAGGUGGAGAGUACAAGUCUUGUGGGGCAGAGGAUGCAGGCCUCUGGGCCUCGAGUCUGUCCAACCUCCCCUGCCGUCGCUGCCGCUGCUGCUGCCGCUCCUGACCCUGGGGACUGGUGAGCAGCAAGACCCAUGCAGACGAGACCCUCUGGGUCUGUGCCCGCUUCCCCCGGGCAGGAAUCGGGUGGUCAGUGGCCUAUUUUCUCCAAGAGAAGUGAUGAAAAGGAAAACAGGCACAGGGGAGAGUUUGCAGGAGGAUGGCUGCCUUGGAGUGACCGUGAAUCUAUAAGGGGCCAGGCAGGGGCCGGCUGCAGUUCCCUUGACUGCAGGAUGGCACAGCAUGCCUCACGACUUUCUUCUGGAGCUUUGUAAUGUUCCAAAUGAUGUGCCUACCUGAGAGCCCAGCAACACGUGGUGCAAGCAUCCUGGAAUAUCUGCAAGUGGUUUGCUGUUUCACAUUCAUGGCAAUGACAUCUGCCAUCUCACAUCUCUGCAAC
Messenger RNA from Sorex araneus (European shrew), 4373 nucleotides. It is a transcript of the gene SAXO2, whose product is annotated as stabilizer of axonemal microtubules 2. The transcript has 4 exons. Gene Ontology annotation, molecular function: microtubule binding. Bases 2078 to 3292 code for a protein of 404 amino acids. Gene Ontology annotation, cellular component: ciliary basal body; centriole; axonemal microtubule. Gene Ontology annotation, biological process: microtubule anchoring. The record is from RefSeq and is a predicted model, not a curated record. Lineage: Eukaryota; Metazoa; Chordata; Mammalia; Eulipotyphla; Soricidae.